AUGUCGUGGCGAAGGUUAUACCUCAGAAAGUCAGCGAAGCUAAGAGAGAGAGUAAGGGGGGCGGUACGGAAGAUUGGUCGCUCCGCAAAGCUGAGCUUUUCGGUUCGCUCCCCUAUGUGGUCGGCCUUCUUACCAGUCUGCCUCCUUUCUCUUGAUGGAAUAUAUCAAUACCCGAGCCCAGCUUUGCUUGCGUUCUUCACCGGCGCUCGCCGGAUGUAUCACUCAUCCCGCUCCUAA
Messenger RNA from Ilex paraguariensis (yerba mate), 237 nucleotides. Lineage: Eukaryota; Viridiplantae; Streptophyta; Magnoliopsida; Aquifoliales; Aquifoliaceae. The record is from the annotation of a GenBank genome assembly.